AUGCCCCACGCUGUGUCCAUGCCCUCACCGGGCCUUCAGGCUUUGAUCCUUUGCGGUCCCGGAUCGUCGUUCCCGACCUUCACCUCGAACCCCGAUGAGAACCCCAAGGCCCUCUUGCCGAUCGCUAAUAGGCCUAUGGUCUGGUACCCCGUCGACUUCUGCUACCGCAUGGGCAUCACCAACAUCACUCUGAUCUGUCCCGCCUCUGCAGGGGAAGCCAUCACCACUGCCCUCAACACAAACCCGUACUUGACGGCACUUCCCCUCCCAAGGCCAGACAUUCUCGCCCCCAAGGACCUGGACCAGACCACGGGCACGGCUGAGAUUCUUCGUCUUCCUGAGGUCAAGGAACUCGUUACUUCCGACUUCGUCGUGCUCCCCUGUGAUCUCAUCUGUGAGAUUGCCGGUGAAAAGCUGCUACAAGCAUGGAUGGUGAAGGGCGCUAGCAUGUCGGAUCUCCUUAACGCACCAAAGUUCUCAACGGGCACUUCGAACCCAUUCAGUGGUGGACUCGGCGUUUGGUACGAGACCAAGACUGCGACGCCCGUCAAAGGAGAGGAGACGGACUUCAUUGCCGUCACUCCGUCGACCCCAUCCCAUGUCUCGCCCCCCAAAGGAUCGUUGCUGCCACACCUCUCGAACCUCGUCUACUCCAUGCCUACGGACUCUCUCAAGGAUCUCACUGAAGAGAGAAAAGGCCUUCCUGUCCGUCACGGUCUCAUGAGGAACCACCCACGGCUGAGAAUGCUCACCACCCACCGAGACGCCCACUUGUACAUCCUGCCGAGAUGGAUCAUGGAUUUUGUCGACAAGAACGAUCGCCUGGAGAACAUUGGUGAGGACGUCAUCGGCUGGUGGGCCAAGGCUGGCUGGCAGGCCGGCCUCGCCGAAAAACUCCAUCUGGACGAGGUCCUGCGCAAGGACGACGACGAGGACGACGACGAUUCCCUGCAGGAGAGCACGUCAUCGCCACAGGACGAAGAUCCCGAAGAACUUCGACCGUAUCGAGGCACGGAAGACGGCAGAUAUGCCGACUCUCGGCACUCGGACGACGCGAAAGCCCACGGAGCGGCGACCAGCGUACCUCCGAUGCUGGCCUACGUGCACCCUUCUCAGCCCGACGCACCCAUCAUCAGGCGCGUAGACACAGCCCAGCUCCUUCUGAACGUGUCAUUACAGCUGGCCAAGGUGCCGUCGGUGGAGGAGACGGGCGCUGAUGCGGCAUCCCCCUUUGCCCACGCCAAAAAGGUGGCAUACCCAGAGGGUGUAAAGGGUCGUACAACAAUCACCAAGGCCGACAGCCUUGUCGGCGAGAACGUCACGGUGGAGGAAAAGGUCUCCGUCAAGGAGUCCGUCGUCGGCGCCGGCUGCCAGCUGAACGAGGGAGCCAAGCUGUCCCAGUGCCUGCUGAUGGAGGGUGCCGUGGUAGGCAAGAAUUGCAAGCUCACGAGAUGCAUCCUCGGCAAGAGGUGUGUCAUUGGGGAUAACUCGGUCUUAACAAACGUCGAAGUCCAAGAGAACCUGCUUGUCGAAGCCAAGACCGAGGAGAAGGACACGAAGCUGAUGAGCUCUGACGGUUUGGAAGCCACCGAAGAGGAGAUGCAGGGAGUACUGGAAGACAUGGACAACGAGAUCAUGGCCCAGAACGAGGAGGCGGUAGAAUAA
Colletotrichum higginsianum IMI 349063 is the source of this 1665-nucleotide messenger RNA. RefSeq names its product Eukaryotic translation initiation factor subunit. The transcript has 3 exons. Bases 1 to 1665 code for a protein of 554 amino acids. Gene Ontology annotation, molecular function: guanyl-nucleotide exchange factor activity; translation initiation factor activity. Gene Ontology annotation, cellular component: guanyl-nucleotide exchange factor complex; eukaryotic translation initiation factor 2B complex. The record is from RefSeq and is a predicted model, not a curated record. NCBI's taxonomy places the organism in Eukaryota, Fungi, Ascomycota, Sordariomycetes, Glomerellales, Glomerellaceae. Gene Ontology annotation, biological process: cytoplasmic translational initiation.